AUGUAUAUCAUGAUUUAUAAAAAAAUGGUAGGAUAUUUUAUUUUUUUUUUUACACUUUGGUUACAUACUUAUAAAUGCAUUAACAAUGUUAAAACUAAAAGUGGGUAUGGAUUUGUAAACUUAAAUAAUAAUUUGAGAAUACCUUAUAAAAAUAAACAUGUUCUUUACUCGAAAGUUGAAAUUAAAAUGCCUGCACUAUCUAGUACCAUGACAAGUGGCAAAAUAGUGCGAUGGAAUAAAAGCAUUGGAGAGUUUGUCAACGUGGGGGACAUAAUUAUGACAGUAGAAAGUGAUAAAGCAGAUAUGGAUGUCGAGUCGUUUGAUGAAGGAUAUUUAAGAAGAAAAAUAAUCGAUGAAGGGUCGGAAGCAGGUGUCGGAGACGUACUAGGAAUUCUAACAACGGAGGAGGGGGAAGCCAUGGAAAACGAUGAAGUGAUGAGUAAGCAAGUGAGAGCAGACAAGGUAGAGAACAAAGUGAAAGUAAAUGAAGUGAGAGCAGACAAGGUAGAGAACAAAGUGAAAGUAAAUGAAGUGAGAGCGGACGAUGAAAAGAAAGUGUACAUCCCACUAAUGCAAAGUAAAAAAAAGAAAGCAAGAAUUGCCAAAUGGUUGUUUAAAGAAAACGAGUUUGUAAAUAAAUCGGAUGUCAUAUUUCACAUUGAAGAUGACAAAAGUACAGUAGAAGUAGAUAGUCCUUAUACAGGUGUAAUAAAAAAAAUUUUAGUGAACGAAGGAGAGUUAGCCGAUUUGGAAAAAGAAGUUGCCAUCAUUUCAGCUCAAGAGGAAAUCCAGAAACCAGAAAAUACUCCUAUCAAUUUAAAAAUCGAAAUAAAAGAACAUGAUGUUAUAAGUCAUUUUAAAAACAAAUUAAAUGACACUAAAGAAGGAAAAACAUUUUUAAAAACAUUGAAUUAUGAAACUGAAAAAAUACUCGAAGAAAGACUCAAAUUAAGUAGUGAUAAAUAUUACCAAGAUAUCCACAACUAUUUUAGACCUUCUGAAGUAAAUCAAAAAAAUGUCAAGGAGCAUGCACAAUCACAUGAAAAAAUGGUCUUACCUUCUGCCAUCGAGCUUAUGAAGAAGCAUAAACUAACCCCCGAAGAUAUCACGGAGACGAAGAUGCCAGACAGGAUUACCUACGAAGAUGUCGACCUGUUUCUCGAGAAAAAAAAUGUUCAUAAAAUAAAUGAUAUCACAAGAAUAGAAAGCAAAGCAAGAAUAGUCAAACUAACAAACAUUCAAAAGUCUAUAAAAAAUAAUAUGAUGCAAACAUUAAAUGUUCCAGUAUUUCGAGUAACGCAUUUAAUGAAAACUUCGCAAUUAUUAAAAAUAUAUGAGCAAGUAAAAGAUAAAAUAAGUAUGUCAGUAAUAUUAAAUAAAUGUGUAUCAUUAGCUUUACUUAAAAAUCCAUUAAUAUAUUCAACAUAUAUAGAUAAUGAAAAUGGAGAAAUUAUGUACAACCAAAAUAUAAAUAUAGGAAAUGCAUUAGGUCUUAGUGAUUCAUUACUAAUUCCUGUUUUAAAAAAUGUUGAUCAAAAAGAUAUAUAUACCUUAUCAACAGAAUGGAAGGAACUUGUAAAAAAAGGAAAAAAUGGAACUCUUUCAGCUAAUGAAAUGUCUGGAGGUAAUUUUUUUAUUUCUAAUUUAGGGAUGUUUAACACAUAUCAAUUUGAUGCUAUCUUGCCCAAAAAUGUGUCAUGCAUUUUAUCAAUCGGUACAAAUAUAAUUAGUAUGGAUCAAUUUGAAGAUUUAAAAAUAAAUAAAGGAAUAAUGAUGACAUUAACAUGCGAUCAUAGACAUAUAUAUGGAUCUCAUGCUGCUACAUUUAUGAAUGACUUAGCAAAUAUUAUUGAAAAUAAUAUCAACAAUAUAUUUUUAUAA
This is a messenger RNA of Plasmodium vinckei vinckei, 1881 nucleotides long. Its product is annotated as dihydrolipoamide acyltransferase, putative. Gene Ontology annotation, biological process: pyruvate decarboxylation to acetyl-CoA. Gene Ontology annotation, molecular function: dihydrolipoyllysine-residue acetyltransferase activity. The coding region runs from base 1 to 1881 and encodes 626 amino acids. NCBI's taxonomy places the organism in Eukaryota, Apicomplexa, Aconoidasida, Haemosporida, Plasmodiidae. Gene Ontology annotation, cellular component: pyruvate dehydrogenase complex. The transcript has 11 exons. The record is from RefSeq and is a predicted model, not a curated record.